Messenger RNA from Rhizophagus irregularis DAOM 181602=DAOM 197198, 414 nucleotides. Lineage: Eukaryota; Fungi; Glomeromycota; Glomeromycetes; Glomerales; Glomeraceae. The record is from RefSeq and is a predicted model, not a curated record.
AUGGAGACGCGUCGUUCCAUUUCAUCAUUAUCAACUGAAUCACGUCUUUCAGAAGUGACAAGUGCAGAAGCGUCAAAUUCUACCCGAAUUGAUGAUGAAAAAAAAAAGGAUGAAAAAUACAAAUCAGUUCUGGAAAACGAUGAAACUUCUGAGGCCGAAGAGCGAACUUUGGCAAUAGAAGAAAGGAAAUUAGUUAUCAGAGAGCAAAUGGCCAAAGUUUGCUUUAAAAUGGCAAAUAUAGAAAAUGAGCAAGAAGCUAGAAAAGAGCGAACUUUAGCCAUAGAAGAAAGAAAAUUAGUUAUCAGGGAGCAAACAGCCAAAGUUCGCAAAGAGCAAGAAGCUAGAACCAUAAAGGAAACUUUAACACUCCAAAAAAAACAAAGAAAAUACACUUUUCAUUUAUUUCCUUUUUAA